Scophthalmus maximus (turbot) is the source of this 2216-nucleotide messenger RNA. RefSeq lists its product as uncharacterized. The record is from RefSeq and is a predicted model, not a curated record. The coding region runs from base 207 to 641 and encodes 144 amino acids. Lineage: Eukaryota; Metazoa; Chordata; Actinopteri; Pleuronectiformes; Scophthalmidae. Gene Ontology annotation, biological process: regulation of systemic arterial blood pressure by endothelin; vein smooth muscle contraction; intracellular calcium ion homeostasis. The transcript has 4 exons. Gene Ontology annotation, molecular function: endothelin B receptor binding; hormone activity. Gene Ontology annotation, cellular component: extracellular region.
CUCUCCCUCCUCCUCCUCCUCUCUCAGUCAGUCUUCCUGCAGCUCUCGUCCCGUCAGGUCGUCGUCCUCGCUCCGUCUCGACUCUUCUCACCUGUGCCCGGUCCUGGUCGGAUGGACUCUUCCCACCGGGACGUCUCUGUGUGAAAGGCUUGUGAAUCACGACGCGCCGACACGUCCCUCCCCGGACCCGGACCCGGACCCUCGGGAUGGACUUGUCCUUCUUCUGGCUCUUCUCCGCCGGACUGACGCUGUUCCUCCAGUUUGAAGCCUCCGCCGUCUCGGCUGCGAGCCCCACCACGGAGGAGGGCCCCCUGACGCAGCUCUCCCAUGGGGCCCACCGGCGAGAGAAACGCUGCUCCUGCGAGAACCAGAAAGACAAGGAGUGCAUUUUUUUCUGCCACAUCGGCAUCGUCUGGGUCAACACCCCGAGCCGCGUCGUUCCAUACGGAUUCGGACCAGUGCGACUACGGAGGGAGUUGAACCGCUGCCUCUGCUCGCACACACGGGACGACGAGUGUGUGAGCUUCUGCUCUGUCGGGACAGGGGGGACACACGUGGUGAAGACUGACGAGCGACUGAAGAGACGCAGAGCUGCAUUCUGGGAAAAAAGGAGCCGACACCCACUUGAACACCAGACCUGAGGGAGGACGCUCAACAGGAAUCUGUCCUGUGUCAGAAAUGACCAGCGCGGAGCCUGUGGCUCAUCAUCUGGGACAUGUACAGUACAAUGUGUUUAUGUAAAUGUAUUGACGGGGAAGUGAUCGAUGGGACAAACACGUUUUCUUCACCUUUGGCUCACAUCUUUCAGUGAACCUUGACCUUUCAGGGAGUUUGACCUGUGACCGCAUGAUCUCAGCUGAGGGACGAGAAACGUUCCACCCUUUGGUAGAAAGGUCUGGAAAGAAACAACUGGAAACAAAGAUGGACGACACGUCUCUUCUUCCUCUCGUAUAAACACAAAACUAAAAUAUCUCAGAUUCAGGCGCCGCCAUCUUGUGCCUGUGACGUCAUGUGGAGUCAGAGUCUGUGGAGUAGUGAUGGUGGAGUGGAGCCAUGGUAUCGAGGCCCCGCCCACACACACGCUCUCGACCAAUCACGAGUCAGUGUCAGCUGUCAAUCAUGACGUCUCAGCCCUGUUUUUAUAUCAUCAAAUAACUGAUGAGAAGCAAAGUGAUCAGAAACAUGAACACGUGAACAAACAUCAGUGAUAAGAACGGCUAUGACCUGUACUGCAGCCAGACACCAGGGGGCGAUCAGGAGGAUUUGACUCCACUUCAGAGGAGCCGUCACGUCGUCUAUCUUUAUUUUCAGUCCAACUUUCGUCCUUUUAAAGUGUAAAUUCCAGUUUGUUCUCACACAGCUGCGAAACCUCACGUCUCCCAACUCGGCGCCAGGUGAAGCAGCAGAAGAAACUUGAUUGUUCUUAAUUCUCACGGUGAUGGACAGUCAUGUCAUGUGAUGCUCGGCCACGGAGCACUGCAGACAUCACGUGACUCCCACGAACAAAUAUAUCAUAAUAUAAUUUCUUACAAUGUGAUGACAAAUGUUCAUUAUACGGUUUUGUGUAAUAAAGUUAUAAUUUUACAAGAACACGUGAUAGUAUUUGAUGACAACAUGAGAAUGAACUCACGAGACGGGACUGUGUUGUAUGUUGUCGCGGAUGUUACCGUCGCUCAAUUACUCUACAUCUAAACAAUAUUAAUGUCAUCUUUUAAAAUGACAACCUAAGGACUUUCGGCGUGUUGGAUUUAGUGACAUCUAGUGAUGGAACCUGAUGCUCACCGCUCCCGUUCCGGCGCCUGGAGGAGGAUCUACGGUGGCCUGCAGGCGACAGACACGACAGUCCCUCUGUACAGUCGGUAGUUUGUCCGCUCCCGUAGAAACAUGGCCGAGCAAAAUGUCGGACUCAGCGGAAGACGAUUAGAUGAUAAAGUUAUUAAACACCGAAGAAAAAAUUCAUGAACUAAAACCUCCUGAAUCCUUCACACUGGACCUUUCACACAUUUUAUUUUUGCUGUUAAAUUAUGACUUAAUAUCGAAAUAUUACUUGGUAAUUUUAUUUUGAAUGAUUACAAUUUUCAUAUAAAAUUGCAACAUAGUUAAACUAUUAAACACAUUUCUUGAAAUAUUACAAUUAUCUAGAAAACAGCAGCUUCAUUGUGAAAUGUGACUUUCUUGAAUAUUUCAUUAUUAAAACGUUUCUUUUUUUCAACAUA